This is a messenger RNA of Rhagoletis zephyria (snowberry fruit fly), 1053 nucleotides long. The record is from RefSeq and is a predicted model, not a curated record. NCBI's taxonomy places the organism in Eukaryota, Metazoa, Arthropoda, Insecta, Diptera, Tephritidae.
AUGGCUAUGGAAUCGAAUGACAAUCUCACCUCGUACCUCAAGUCGAUGUUUGUGCAGUUCCAUGGAGAAGAGCAAUUGCCACCACCGCCACCACAGGCACCCUCAUCAGCACCGGCUCCGGUGGCCAGCAGUAGUCAGUCAACAGCAUCUGAAACCGCAUCAACGAGCAGUAUGGCUGUGGAAGGCACCACCAGUGAGCCGCUGACAAACUAUGAAGAGGAGACGGACGUGAACAACAACAGCGAAAGUCCAGCAAAAAACGCUUCUCCACUAAAGCUGAUGACCAAUGGCAACUCUACCAUUGAGGUGAACGUUGAUGUCCACCACCACAGCAAUAAUGAUUCAAUCGAUGCCAGCAGAGGCGAAAGCAGUGGCAGUGAAGAGGCGACGCUGAUAGAGGCUGAAUCCCCUCAGCCAGUGCAAACCACUCUGGCACACAAUAAGAUUGCACUCACCUUUCUCGAUGAACUGAAGCAAACCUUGCAGAGCAAUGAAGGCAAUGAUGCACCUACCACUGAACAGGCAGUGCAUCCAACCGAGCAAUCAUUAGUCGUCCAAACUGACAGUGGAUCCUCAGCAGAUCGUCGGAAGGAGGAGGAGAAAACUCCCUCUUCGCCACCGCCACAGCCAGCAGCCAGAGCAAUUGAAGCCUCCUCCUCGUCGAGCAGCAGUGUCGCCGAGGAGGCCACCUCCUCCACCGCUGAGUCAGGCAUUCAGGAGGACAUUGACGAUGCAGUGUUCAGUGGACAGGGCUCAUCCACCGCCUCCACACCCACCCUCGAAUCGGACAUUGUCUCCUCUCCCCCAUCCUCCUCCUCCUCCAAUCGAUUAGUUCGCUCUGCCUCCUCCAAUGUAUUCAGCAGCAGCAGCAGCUCUCAAUCCAAUGGCGGACCACCUUCAACUAGCGGACGACGAGUGCUGCGCAGCGUCUCGCAGGAUGUUCGCUUCAAGUUGGAGUCCAUCAAGGAGGAGAAGAAGGUGACCAAGGCACACGUCUCUGAGCUGGCCAACUUCUGGAAGGGCAAGAUGAUCUCGCCCAAGGACAAAUCUUAA